This is a messenger RNA of Hippocampus comes (tiger tail seahorse), 2480 nucleotides long. It is a transcript of the gene opn7b, whose product is annotated as opsin 7, group member b. Bases 388 to 1599 code for a protein of 403 amino acids. Gene Ontology annotation, cellular component: membrane. Gene Ontology annotation, molecular function: G protein-coupled receptor activity. NCBI's taxonomy places the organism in Eukaryota, Metazoa, Chordata, Actinopteri, Syngnathiformes, Syngnathidae. The transcript is spliced from 6 exons. The record is from RefSeq and is a predicted model, not a curated record. Gene Ontology annotation, biological process: G protein-coupled receptor signaling pathway; visual perception.
GACGGAGUGGAGAGAGAGAAAGAGAGAGAGAUGCAGUGCGGGGAAUCCAUGUGUGUGCAAGAAAGAGCUUUAAGUAGAGCGGGAGAAAGCAGAGCAAGCAGCAGAGAUCCGAAGAGUCAGUGUGAGCUUCAGGGUCGGGGAGAGACAGCAGCAGCAAGUCCGUCUCUUUCAUUCUGCCGCCUCUCAGAUCUCUCCGAGCUGAGCGCGGCUGUGGAGCUGUUGCGGCUGCUGCUUGCUGACUGCGGGGGACUCUGUGGUGCUGCACACCGAGUCCACAAAUCUUCUUCUCAUCUGCUUCCUUUACUGCCACACAAGGUUGAAGGUUUGAUGCGUCCGCUCUCGACUUGAAACACCAAUGAUACCUCGGCAGCACACCCUCUCACGAAGAUGGGAAAUGCCUCCGAAACGUAUCUGUUUGUGUCCAGAAUAUCAAAAGAAAAUGACUUCCUCAUGGGGACACUGUAUACAAUUUUUGGUGUGCUCUCCGUACUGGGAAACGGGAUCCUGCUGUUCGUGGCUUAUAGAAAAAAGUCCUCCUUGAAGCCAGCAGAGUACUUUGUCGUCAACUUGGCCAUCAGUGACCUGAUGAUGACCAUCUCCCUCUUCCCUAUUGCUGUGGCAUCAGCCUACACUCAUCGAUGGCUGUAUAAUAAAAUCACCUGCAUCGUUUACGCUUUCUGUGGCGUUUUGUUUGGCCUGUGCAGUCUGACGAACCUAACGGUGCUUUCCUCUGUCUGCUGGCUCAAGGUCUGCUGCCCAAAUUAUGGCAACAAGUUCUCCUCCUGCCACGCCUGCUUGCUAGUCGCCGGGGUCUGGUGCUACGCGGCCGUGUUUGCCGUGGGGCCCCUGUUGGGGUGGGGAGAGUACGGGCCCGAGCCGUACGGUACGGCGUGCUGCAUUGACUGGCACGUGCCUAGCCAGAACUCUUUGGCUAUGAGCUACAUCAUCUGCCUCUUCUUCUUCUGCUACAUUGUUCCCUGCACGGUCAUCUUUCUGUCCUACGUGUUCAUCCUGUUGACCGUCCGCGGCUCCCGCCAGGCAGUGCAGCAGCACAUGUCCCCUCAGAACAAGAUCACCAAUGCGCAUGCACUUAUUAUUAAGCUGUCGGUGGCAGUUUGCAUUGGUUUCCUGACAGCAUGGAGUCCCUACGCGAUUGUGUCCAUGUGGGCAGCAUUUGGUAACCCCUCAAAAGUACCACCUAUGGCUUUCGCACUGGCCGCUAUCUUCGCCAAGUCCUCUACACUUUACAACCCCAUUGUCUAUCUGGUUUUUAAACCCAACUUCCGCAAGUCUCUCUGUCGGGACUUAGCCCUGUGCAGAAGGUCACUCUGCGGGUGUUUGUGUCAGCACAAUUCCACCCAGAAGGGACCGUGCCGGCAACCUCAUGACAAAGAAGAGUGUAACUCUACGCAGUUUUCCAACGGACUACUGGAGAACCACGGCACAUGCAGACACUGUCCUUGUCCUGAGAUUACUACUGCCAGGGAAAACUGUUUGGACUGCGACCCUCAGAGGGCUGCCGCAAGGCUCCAGGGGUCGCAACAUAGCGAGGUGACUGUCAGUCAACUCUCCAAUGAGCAGCAGAGUGACUUUCUCUAGGCUUAACUCGCACAUAGGAAGGGACUGGACUGCGAAGGCAGGUAAGCAGGUGGGAAGAAAAGACACUGGAUGAGAGACAUUUCUCACAAGCGCGCACAGACGGCAACUGCAUUCAUCGAUGAGAAACUACAGGUCAGGACUUCAAAGACCAAAGUUCAAAGAACUUAUCUAACGCCUCAAGUAUGUGAUACUGCCAAAACAAUGCCCCUGUCAUGCAACAACCAACAUGCAAGUAGAUCAAAGUUAAAUCAGGUAAUGUAAACAUGCACUGAUCUGAUCAGAUUCCAGAUCACCUUGAAGAGGACUUGGGAAAUGACGAUGAGAUGUAGAGGCACGAGCUCUGAAACUGCCUUUAAUGUAAUUAUGAAUAAUGUAUCGGGUGCUAUGUUUGGUUGAUGUAUUUAUUGAUGCAUGCCUCAAAUAGGAAGACAACGUGGUUGUAUUUAUUUAAAAAGGAGGAUUUUCCUUUGUGCUGCGUUGGUUUCAAGGUGUCAGCCCAAGUCAUUUGAGGGGAGCGACCAAGCACCCGUGCCGUGGGAGGUUCCUGUUAGUCAGUCAGCUGUCGCCAGGAAGACACUAUGACACAACAUCCGUUGCAUUCUCUCUGUACUCAGUAGGAAAGCCUCAGGACAAAGGAUAGCCACAGUCAGAUUCCUUCGUCAAAACACAUCAUCUCUUUAAAUAAGCUACACAUCUCGAAUUGUACAAAAGAUGAAUUGCACUGUGACAAGAGGUACUUAAAUAGGAACACUCUGACAGAAUGAGUGCUUUGCUUUUCUUGGAAGAAUGACAACUAUGAAAAGGAAAAUAUGACAAACUUAAGAAAAUUCUUAGUAAUAUUUCUUCCAGAAGCAAUGUAUCCACUGUAAUUUCCAAUUUUA